CCGAUAUAAUUGAGUCAAUUCAAGUUCAAGUGAAUUGAUCCGACUAAACACACAAUACUCCAUUUUUGGAGUUUUCCUUUUCCCUAAAACAAAUGGGGAAAAGAAUUCAAACUCCGUGGCACAAGCGUUAAUAAUCACACAAACAAGCCCAGGUUUGUAUAUAUAAAAAAGUAGGCACCGCUGUUCUCUGGUGUGAUCAUCGGCCUCCAUUUCCUCACCAAAAAUCAUCUCUACUCUCACACUGCCGCUCCAAAAUCUCCUCUCUCCAAAACACCCAAAAUUCAUAUCUCCAUUAUCCGUCGUGUCGGAAGAAUUCACUGAUAAUUAAUCACAAUCCGAUUUCCCCUUCCCUUUUUUUGUGUGAAUCGACGGAACAAUGUCGUUGAGGCCGAACGCGAGGACGGAGGUCCGCCGGAACCGGUACAAGGUGGUGGUGGACGCCGAGGAAGGCCGCCGCCGGCGAGAGGAUAACAUGGUGGAGAUCCGGAAGAAUAAGAGGGAGGAGAACUUGCAGAAGAAGCGGCGCGAGGGGCUUCCACCGCCUCAAUCCCAACCCGCAGUCAGUGUUCCGCAGCUCGAUAAGAAGUUGGAAAGCCUCCCAGCAAUGAUUGCUGGGAUUUGGUCAAAUGAUGCUGCUCUUCAACUCGAAGCCACAACUCAGUUCCGCAAGCUUCUUUCGAUAGAGCGGAAUCCACCAAUUGAGGAAGUAAUACAGUCUGGAGUAGUUCCGCGCUUCGUGGAGUUUCUUGCCAGAGAUGAUUAUCCUCAGCUUCAGUUUGAGGCGGCAUGGGCUCUCACCAACAUUGCUUCUGGGACAUCUGAGAACACAAAAGUUGUGAUUGAUCAUAAUGCUGUUCCAAUUUUUGUGAGACUUCUUAGUUCUCCGAGUGAUGAUGUUCGUGAACAGGCAGUUUGGGCACUAGGAAAUGUUGCUGGUGAUUCACCAAAGUGUCGUGAUCUUGUCCUUAGUUACGGAGCUUUAGCACCUUUGUUGGCACAAUUUAGUGAUCAGGCAAAGCUAUCUAUGCUUCGGAAUGCAACAUGGACACUGUCAAAUUUUUGCCGGGGAAAGCCACAGCCGCAGUUUGAGCAGGUGAAACCAGCAUUACCGGCUCUUACACAUCUUAUACAUACGACUGAUGAGGAAGUCCUUACGGAUGCAUGCUGGGCACUUUCAUAUCUAUCUGAUGGCACCAAUGAUAAAAUCCAAGCUGUGAUUGAGGCUGGAGUGUGCCCUCGAUUGGUUGAGCUUUUAAUGCAUCCUUCUCCAUCUGUUUUAAUUCCUGCUCUGCGCACUGUCGGUAAUAUUGUGACGGGUGAUGAUGUCCAAACUCAGGUUAUCAUUGAUAAUAGGGCGCUUCCGUGUCUGCUUAACUUGUUGACGCAAAAUUAUAAGAAAAGCAUAAAAAAAGAAGCCUGUUGGACUAUCUCAAACAUCACUGCAGGAAAUAGAGAUCAAAUUCAGGCUGUGAUUGAGGCUGGUCUCAUUGCCCCUCUUGUUGUUUUGCUCCAAACUGCUGAGUUUGAGAUAAAGAAAGAAGCUGCUUGGGCUAUUUCGAAUGCCACUUCUGGUGGAACUCAUGAGCAAAUCAAGUUCUUGGUACGCGAGGGAUGUAUAAAGCCACUUUGUGAUCUCCUACUUUGUCCAGACCCAAGAAUUGUCACAGUGUGCUUGGAAGGCCUUGAAAACAUUUUGAAGGUUGGAGAAGCAGAGAAGAAUCAAGGUAACUCUGGAGAUGUGAAUGUUUUUGCUCAGAUGAUUGAUGAUGCAGAGGGUCUAGAAAAGAUUGAAAAUCUUCAGAGUCACGAUAAUAAUGAAAUCUACGAGAAGGCAGUGAAGAUACUUGAAACAUACUGGUUGGAAGAAGACGAUGAGCAGUUAGUUUCUGGUGAUGCUGCACAAGAAGGGUUCAAUUUUGGAGGUGGUGAUCAUCCUGUUCCUUCUGGGGGUUUCAAAUUCGGUUGAAGGUAGAUUUUACUUUUACAGGAGGCAUUAUAUUUAUCUUGUUAUGCUCAAAGUGCGUCUGAGCUGGCUAGUUGAAUAGUCAUCAGAGUCGGUGAACUGCAAGUUAGAGUCACAGUUGAAGAGAAGCAGCUCGUCUUAGUUUAGUCGUCUAAUGUGGCUGAAUACUAUAGAGGGUCAUUGGGAUUUGUGAUAGUAUCAGCCUGUCUGUGAUGAGCCGUUAGGUUUUACAACUUUUGUGAUGCAAUGCAAAAUUGCCAUGAAAGUUGCACUCUAUUUAUAGUCUUCUUUUCGGGGGGUAGUUUCACCCCUAGAGUCAGAAAGAGUCUAGACGACAAGUCUGGUAUAUAUUGUCCAGGUGGAAUUCAUUUCCAUGUUAAGUUGGAAUAAGGGGAAAAAAGCGCAGUCAUAUAUAUGUAAUUUUGUGAAAGUGUCGAGUCGGUUAUACCUUGUGGUCUGAAAAUUAUUGUUCUGGCGGAAGUAUGAGUAUGCUUCUUGCUUAUUCCAUGUAAACUUGAUGAAUGUUUUGUUUUUCUGAGAACUACUACAUUUUAUUGGAUUUGUUUGUUCACUUA
Molecule: messenger RNA, 2538 nt
Organism: Salvia miltiorrhiza (redroot sage)
Lineage: Eukaryota; Viridiplantae; Streptophyta; Magnoliopsida; Lamiales; Lamiaceae
Product: importin subunit alpha-like
Exons: 11
Coding region: 377-1966 (529 amino acids)
Biological process (GO): NLS-bearing protein import into nucleus
Cellular component (GO): nucleus; cytoplasm
Molecular function (GO): nuclear import signal receptor activity; protein binding
Source: RefSeq, a predicted model, not a curated record